UUAGAAAAUAUUGAAGUACCAAUAUGAAUUUAUUAUUUUCAAGCUGCUUUUUAUGUUCUUAAAAUGUUUUAGUCCUUGUAGCUAGAAAUACAGUCGCUUCGUCCUCACAGCGUAGACAUAAAUGCUUUAACUGUACUGGAAACUAUUUUCAUAUUUUGCCUUUUUGUUACCUACCCCCUUCCCUUGUGCAGGUAUAAAAUAUGCAAUGCAAGGGUCAGAAUGACAAUGAAUGGCCGUUUCCGGAUUCCCGAAAAUUAUAGAAUAUGGCUCUGGUUAUGCUUCCAAGUGACCUACCCUGGUGGGAUUCAGUCAAAAGAUUACUAAAAAAAAUUGCAGAAACCAAAAAUUCCUCCGAGUUGAUAGAUAAAAUGCAAAAAAUAUAUGAAAUGUGCAAUGUAAGUUUAGAGCCCGACGAGGAAAGCAUUGAUCCCCACCAGUUUGCAGGCUUCAUGAACUUUUUAGAUAACGAUUUAACAAAUGAAGAAAGAAGUACAUUUUUUUCCAAAACGUUACCCAACUUGGCAACCAGAGCUUUAAAAAUAAAAGAAUGUCGGCCAAAAAACGGCCUACAUUUCAGUUUGCAGCAACAAGCUGACAGUACAGAGUUGGACUACACCUUUGUGUCGUCUUUAGUUGCCAACGCAUUUUUUUCUACAUUUCCUAAAAGAACUGAUAAAACCCAUCCAACGUUACAAAACUUUAAUUUCGCUGAUUUUUUUAAAAGUCUCAAUCACAAUACCCAAAAAUCCAAAUUAAAAAGUUUACUCUACUAUUUUGAAUGGUUGGCGAAUAAUGAAAAUUCUAAUGGCAAAAUGAAGAUUUUGCGGCAAGUUAUGAGUAGUAAAGAAUGGCUAACUAUAGAAGAUUGGGUGGAAUGUAGCUUACCUCUUUGCUCUAUAAAAAUACGACAUGACGGAAAGUUGAAUCGAACAGAAGAAGAUUGCCUUCAAAUAUGCUUCUCAAGUGCCAAAAUAGGAGGCAACGUUUUGGGCAACGGAUUUACUCAGGAAUGUAUUAAUCUAGUGACUGCGCCGGAGUUACUUACAAUACUUUUAAAUGUUGAAGCCUUAGAAGACAACGAAGUACUUACUGUAGAAAACGUAAGGCAUAUUUCCAGAAUGGUAGAUCCCAAACAUAGGGCAUUUUUAGAAAAAUUUGACAGUCCGCGAGAGCUAUCAGUAUGCUGUAUAGAUGCCGAAGAUUACACAAAGUUACCUAUUGGACAAUACGAAGAGGAUAACAUCUUACGGGAAUUGAAUAAGUGCCUACUGGGAUUUCAACAAAAACAGUUAGUUAAAAACGAAAAGGAAACACCAUUUCAUCUACGUAGAAGACUCUCCCCAAUUGGAGAAUCCAUGGGUUCUAAUCAAUCAGACUGCUUAAAUAUACCUUUAAUAACUCAGCAAUCUUGUAGUACUACCCACAGCGGCUCAAUUUCUCCUAUACCAGACAAUAAUAACUUAGUAAACGAUAGACUAUGUGUUCAGUUAGAAAUGGAAAAGAAUCUACAGAAACGAAAUAAAGCCAGUGAUUCAUUGGUACAUGGAAGAAGAGGAAGAUUCAUAGUUCUUGGUUCUUCUGGAGAGUGUCUUCCAAUUACAAGAAAACCGUACGAGGAGGAAAGUAGAAGUGAGUACGACAGUUGUGAGUCGUCAGAAGGGGAGUUCCACAGUGCUAAAACGAGUGUGGACGAUGGUGACGAAGACGAAAACUUCCAUAAACGCUACAGCAUAGACUUAGAAACUCCUGAACGCCGAAAUGUUUUUGCUCAACGACUACGAGACGCCCUGCGCAAAGAAAUAACGACUAGCACGCCAUCUACCAGUGAAGAAUCCAGUUAUGCCGUUGGAAUUUCAGUUACGGGAUCAAAUUUACUAGAUAGGGAUAUAAGGGUACGAAGAGGAGGGUCCACUGGAUUUGCACUAAAGGAAGAUUCUAUGGAUGAUAACUUUUUAGAAAACUCAUUAAACCAAGAAAAAGAAUGGAUAGAUAAAUUUAGGAAUAAACAAUCUUCUGUGUUAAAUCGAAAAGAAUCUAACAAAUCAUCUGAAUAUAGUUUUAGCACUGAAUACAGUUCCGAAUUAGAAGAAGUGUACGAACAAUUUUCCAGAUGGUUGGAAAGUCCAAUGUUAGAAACUGAAAAAGGUACAAAGAGGGAGCUCGAUGCAAGGGAAUUAGCAGUUGUUAGAUUUGCAGGGUCAAUUUUAAAACGCACUUUAAGCGAAUCCUUCGUCGGUGUUCCUGUACCGAUGACGGAGAAUUGUGAUAUACAUUCAUGUUCAAAUGAUGAAUAUUCAACAAGAAAAAACAAAUUAGUUCUUAAUGCCAAAUCGUUAAGUUUAGAAUUAGCAAGACAGAAACACCGACUUGCCGCUCAACUCACCGAUGACAAAUGCUGCGAUACCCAAAGUAGGCCCGUGGCACUAACACUCUGUGAUAAUGAAGACUCAGCUUGUAGUUUAAAAAAGUCUAGAAAUUGGUUUAUUACUUGUGUUACUGAAGCGAUUGUGCAGAAUUUAGAAGAUGUUUCAGUUAGUAUCCGUUUACAGCAAACUGACGAUGAGCUGUCACAAAUAUCCGAGAAACCAAAAAACGGCCUGAAACCCAUAUCCACAGGCAACUGGGGCUGCGGAUCUUCCCACAAAGGUGAUGUCCAGUUAAAAGUCAUCAUACAGUGGAUGGCUGCCAGCGUAGCAGGCGUUCCAGCACUGAUCUACUGCACUUACGGCCAUCAACAGCUAGCCAAAUUAGACACGGUCUGCAGAAUACUGAUCGACAGAAAAUGGACGGUGAGAGACUUGGCAGAAGCGGCUCUUAGGUAUUCGAAUAGGGUUAUACAGGGCAAGGAACUCAGUGGGACUUUGUUUGAGGAGCUGAUCGGUAUGGAGAGAACAGUGUAGGGUUAAAAUGUUAUUUGUUACAAUAAAAAUAUACUUGCGAGAAGUUCUGAGGUACAGAGAAAAUAAAUUAACAAAUAAAAUAAAAAACAAAAACAAGGAAUUGAUAUUGUGUGACUCAGUUAUAGUACGAGAUCCGAAUAGGAGGUCAAAAUGUACCCAUCUGCUUGCCGGAUGAAACAUUUUUUUUAUUAAAUUUUAUACAUAGACAAAUGUUUCUAGCAUGGGUUGCCUAUCAAAAUCGUGUCAUAGCUAUCCUUAAGGGGAGGCCGAAGGGGUUGAAAUCAAUAUUCCAAACAAAUUUUGUUCUUGAAAAUAUGGUAGAUUAUUUUAUUUUUAAAUUAAAUAGGCAUAUUCAAUACAAUUCAUAGAUUACUCAAGGAAAAAUACUGAAAAAUAAGCCAACGGUGGCAAAUUUUUAAAAGACACCUCAAAAUACAAUGAAUCUUGCAGUGGACAUCAGAACUCAUCAUUGAAUCAUGGUAAACAAAAAAUUUAAAAAAAUUUUAUAAGCUUAUGAGUUUCUCGAGGUAACGCUGUCAAGUUUUUGAAGUGAAAACUUCUUUAGGGACGUUGUGCACUUUUUGGACAGGGGAAAAAGCAUUGAAUUCGCGACCGUCAUCGCGACCGUCAUUGCGACCGUCAUCGCUUAUGCUAUAAUAUUAUGUGUAUGUAUAUAUAAAUUGUGUAGAGGUAUUUAAAUUUAAAAUAAAUGUAAAACAUAUUUUAAGAUGGGGAAAAAGGAUUUAUUUCGCGACCGUCAUCGCGACCGUCAUCUCUUUGGCUAAAUAAAUUUUGUACGUAUAUGCAUUAUGUGUAUGUAUAUAAAAAUUGUAUAGAAGUAUUUAAAUUUAAAAUAAAUGUAAAACCUAUUUUUGGAUGGGGAAAAAGGAUUUAUUUGGCGACCGUCAUCGCGACCGUCAUCUCUUCGGCGAAAUAAAUUUUGUACGUAUGUAUAUUAUGUGUAUGUAUAUAUAAAUUGUAUAGAAGUAUUUACAUUUAAAAUAAAUGUAAAACCUAUUUUUUGAUGGGGAAAAAGGAUUUUUUUGGCGACCGUCAUCUCUUCGGCGAAAUAAAUUUUGUACGUAUAUUUAUUAUGUGUAUGUAUAUAUAAAUUGUGUAGAAGUAUUUAAAUUUAAGAUAAAUGUAAAAUCUAUUUUAUGAUGGGGAGAAAGGAUUGAUUUAGCAUCUGUCAUCGCUUCGACGAAAUAAAUUUUGUACGUAUAUUAAUGUACCUACGUAUAAUAAUAGUAAUAUUAUUGAAGUGAACACUUCUUUAAGGGCGUUGUGCACUUUUUAUAUGCGAAAAAAGCAUUAAAUUCGCGACCGUCAUUGCAACCGUCAUCGCUUCGGCGAAAUAAAUGUUGUACGUAUAUGUAUAUUAUUAUAUGUAUGUAUAUAAAUAGUGUAGAAGGCACGCAACGCGUAUAUAAUACUGGUAUAACACCUAUUUUUGGAUGGGGAUCAAGAAUUGAUUUCGCGACCGUUCAUCGUUUAGUCGAAAUAAAUUUUGUAUGUAUAUAUAUUAUCUUCUUCUUCAGCCUGUUAGCAUCCACUCCUGGACAAGGCCUCCCCAUGACUUCUCAAUUCUUCUCUGUUUUGUGCUAUUUGGUGCCAGUUCUCCCCAUUUUUGCCUUGAUGUCGUCUAGUCAUCGUUUUUGUGGUCUUCCUCUACUACGACUGUGCUCGCGUGGUCUCCAACGUAAAAUGUUUCUCGUCCACCUUUCGAUGUUUUGUCGUGUCUCGUGUGCUACCUAGUUUCAUUUCAUUUGCAUUUCAAUUCUUCCAAUUACAUAUUCCACUUUCGUCCUGGUUCACACGUCCUCAUUUUGUAUAUGUUCCCUCAGAGAUACCCUAUCAUAGCUCGUUUGAUCGCCCUCUGUAUCGUUCUCAAUCUAUUGGCUGAUACCUCUGUAAGUGUCAUCGCCUCCAUUCUAUAGGUCAUAAUUGGUAGAAUACAACUGUUGAAUACCCUUUUCUUUAGAUUUAUUGGUAUCUUUUUGUUCUUCAACACAUCACUGAGUCUUGCUACUGCUGCCCAAGUCAUUCAGAUUCUUCUAAUUAUUCCUGCCGCUUGAUUCUGUUUGCCUAGUUUGAUCGUGUGACCUAGAUAUAUAUAUAUAUAUAUAUAUAUAUAUAUAUAUAUAUAUAUAUAUAUAUAUAUAUAUAUAUAUAUAUAUAUAUAUUUCGACACUUUCGAUAUCACUUCCAUCUAAGUCGAUUGUGAUAUAUUGAUUUGUCAUCACUUUUGGUUUAUUUGUUUUUGUCCUCUGUCUAACUUCUCUCUCCGUUCUUAUUCUGCUUGUUGUUAGACCUUCUGAUACAUUUAUUUGCAUACUUGCAUUGUCGUAUAUUAUGUAUUUGAGGAGUAUUCUAUAUCUAGAAUCAACCCUUGCGUUAUUCAUUCCUUCUAAUACGGCCAGAGUUCUAUGGAAUCGAAUGCCUUAUUGUAAUCCACAAAUGCCAAAUGAAGAGGUUCAUUGUAUUCGUUGCACUUUUCGAUAAGUGUUGUUAUUGUCUGUAGGUGUUCUAUGGUACUAUGUCAACAGGCUUGUAACUAUCGAAUUUAUUUGAUAGCCUGUUAGUAAUUAUUUUGGCAAGCAUUCUGUACGGACGUGGCAACAGGCUUAUUGGUUUGAAAUUUUCGCGUUUGUGGUACCUACAUAUUAGGUGUAUGUAUAUAAUAAAUAGCAUAGGAUGCACGCAACGCGUGUAUAAUAUAGGUAUAGAACUUUUUUGGAUUGAGAAAAAGCAUUGAAUUCGCAACCGUCAUUGCUGCGGCGAGAUAUUAGUAAUUUAUAUACUACAGGUUGAAUUGCGUAUGUAUAAGUUCGAAGUUAUAAUGGUUGGAGGAGGGAUAGCGUGUGUACCCUAAGAAGCUUGCGAAGCAAGCGCAUAAGGGGCCACAUGAUCCCUACUCCAAUCAUUAUAAGUGAUUAAUGUUUAAAGUAUUUUUGAAGUGAAAACUUCUGUAGCGAUUUUGUGCAUUUUCUGGAUGGGGAAAAAGCAUUGAAUUCGUGACCUUCAUCGCUUCGCCGAAAUAAAUUCUGUACGUUUAUGUAUUAUGUGUAUGUACAGUGGAACCUCGAUAACUCGGAUUAAUCGGGACCGCGGCCGAUUCGGGUUAGCCGGAGAGCAUGGUAAAAAUUAAUAAAAUACGGUAUACUUAUAGAUAAAGUCCGGUAUAAUUAAAAUAACAUGAAAUAUAUAUGCACAGUACACAUCUAACUUACCUAUAGUUGUAUAGAGUAUAGUACCUGAAAUCCGCCCGCGACUCACUAGUGGGUCGCGACCCACCGGUUGGGAAACGCUGGUAUAGAGUAUUGUUCAUUUCUAGGUAAAAAAACUCAGUCAAUUUCGGUUGUGUCAAUUUCGUCUGCCAUCGGAACAAUGUUAUGUUAUUUAAGAACAGUGGCUCUUUCAUUGUUUAAAAGACCAUUGUUUAAAAAAUGAUUUUUUAAAAGACAGUCGAUUAACAUUAUCUCUCAAAUAUUAUAUUAUGGUCAAAGCGAAGUUUUAGCAAUGAAACUCGAUAUUUUUAAGACAUUCCAGAAGAGGCUACAGAUAAAAUGUUUUAACAUAAUACAUACAUUUUUAUUGUUAAAAUGUUUGUCUGAUGAAAAUCGGUCCGGGUUAUCGGGGGCCGACUUAUCGAGGUUCCACUGUAUAUAUAAAUAGUAUAGGAUGCAACCAAUGCGUAUAUGAUGUAGGAUCACUUCUCUUUGGAUGGGGAAAAAGCAAUGAACUCGCGAUCGUUAUCGACACGGAAGAUAUUAGUAAUUUAUAUACUAUAGGUUAAAUUGCGUAUAAGUUUGGCCGAAGUUAUAAUGGUUGGAGAAGGGAUAGAGUGUGUACCCGAUGGGGCUUGCUUCGUAAGAAGUUUUCACUUCUGUCGGCACUCCCACGAGUGCAUUAAUUUUUUUUAGUUUUAUCUAAUUUUGACUUUUUGAUAUCACUCAGAAACCUAAAGAAAGAUUUUUUUUGCAAAAAGGGUGAAAUUCAACAUAUUUAUCAUUGCUAAACAAAAAAAAAGCAUAAAACAAAAAUAUCUUGACAGCGUUACCUCAAGGAAUGUCUAUAGAAAAUAUAUACAAAAUUCCAGGUGAGAUGGUCAAGCAGUUUUUGAGAUACAAUGUCUACAGCCUGAAAAAAGCAGUUUUGAGAAAAACGCGUUUCAAGUAUUGUCAACUUUUAUUUUCAAUUUCAUUUUUGUCUGUCAAAUGGUAAAGUGAUGCACACCGGAAUAUGAUUUUAAAUCGCGGAGUAAUUUACAAAAGAAAAUAAGAACAGCUGUUGACCGUUUCUCACUACGCUCAAGCGCGUUGGCACGAACUUGCUAUAAAACAAGUCGAAGGUAGGGAGGCAGGGAGGUAAUAUUAAAUAGCCCUAGCUUCCACUCGAUUUGCAGCAGGUUCGCGCCAGCACGCUUGAACGUAGUGAAUAACGGUCAACAGCUGUUUUUAUUUUCUUUUGUAAAUUACUCCGCGAUUCAAAAAGAUAUUCCAGUGUGCAUCAUUUUACGAUUUGAAAGACAAAAAAGAAAUUGAAAAUAAAAGUUGACAAUACUUUAAACACGUUUUCCUCAAAACUCCUUUUUUCAAAGGCUGUAGACAUUGUAACUAAAAAACUACCUGACCGAACCACUUGGAAUUUUGUAUAUAUUUUCUUUAGACAUUCCUUGAGGUAAAGCUGUCUAAAUAUUUUUUGUUGUAUGCUUAUUUUUCAUUUAACAAUAAUAAAUAUGUUAAUUUUCACCCUUUUUACAAAAAAAAAUUCGUUGGUUUGACUUCUGAGUGGUAUCAAAAAGUCAAAAUUAGAUAAAACUAAAAAAAAACUUGACAGCAUUACCUUGAGAAACUCAUAAGCUAAUAAAAUCUUUUUGAAUUUUUUGUUUACCAUGAUUCAAUGAUGAGUUCUGAUGUCCACCUUGGCUUAUUUUUCAGUAUUUUUCCUUGAAUUUUUUUGAGUAAUCUAUGAAUUGUACUGAAUAUGCCUAUUUAAUUUAAAAAUAAAAUAAUUCUACCAUACUUUCAAAAAAACCUCCGUUUGGAAUAUUGAUUUCAACCCCUUCGGCUCCCCCUUAAGGAUAGCUAUGACACGAUUUUGAUAGGCAACCCAUGCUAGAAAUAUUUGUCUCUGUAUGAAAUUUAACAAAAAAGAAUGUUUCAUCCGGCAAGCAGAUGGGUACAUUUUGACCUCCUAUUCGGAUCUUAGACUAUUAUAGAAAUCCACAAGGAAAAUGAUUUCCUGUAGCUGCUGUAUACCAUUUAUCACAAAAAAUUCUAUUCAAUAAAAUCCUUUAUAAAAGGUACAGGCGAUUUAUUAAUUAAAAGUCCCUUAAAGGGCCACAUCAGAACGUUUUCGAUUUGAAAAGACCAUCAUCAGUGCUGAACAGGAUGCGAACAUGCUAAGCCACCAAAAUUAAAAAAUAUUAGAGUAAAAAUCCUUUAAAAAUAUUAUAAUUAUAAGAAAAUUUACACUGUCGAGUUUAAAUAACAUUGAUGGUUGAAAUAAUUGUCCUAGAUUUAGCAUUAGUCAUCAUCUGACUCCCCAUGUGGGUUGAACACCUUAUGUCCUCACAUUACAGACGGUAGUUAACAACUGAACUGAGUUGAACAUUGAAGAGCUGAAAUUUUCUAUAUUUCAUUCAUAAAAUUAAUUAAUCUGAAUGAGUAAAAUUAUCUCUGUACCUUCAGAUGUAAUAGUUUGCCAGUGAAUUUCAAAUUUGUAUAUUUUUGUACAUUUUCGAUUUCAUUUAUUUAUACAAAACAUAAUACAGGGUGAAAUACAUAAGUUCCAGUUCAAAUUUAUUUAGAAUUUUUUACUGUUAACAAAGAUGAUGAAGAACUAUAGUCGGUCUUUAAAUGCAUUAUUUAUUGACAUUUGAAAAAUACCUAAUUUUUUUAUUUUACUUUUUUAUGUGGCAUGAAAAAAUACACAUGCAACCCUUAGUUUUCACCCUUAUAUCUCCAACCCCUAUUUUUUAAUAGCCAUAUUAGUAAUUUAAGCAUUUUUAACCAUGGUCUAUAAUUGAUAACGCAUAAAAUUGCAGUAUCUGGCAAUGGACUCCCUGCUGCAGUCGAUUGCAAGGUAAAGUCAAAGGGAAGCAAGGAUCCGGUAGAAGGAAAAUAUCAUGGCUGCGGAAUUUGAGAGCAUGGAUUAAGAAGACCUCAACGGAACUGUUUGGAGCCGCAGCGAGCAAGGUUAUGAUUGCCAAUAUGAUUUCCAUCAUCCGAAACGGAUAGGAACCAGAAGAAGAUAAAUUGAUCAAUUAUCACUAGAUCAGUUGUCUCCACCAGACGUCUACCGGUGUCACUUGUCACCCAGUAAAUAGCAUUAUUAUUGUUUAUGCAUGGAGCGUAAUAGUGACACUUUUUUUAUUUAUUAGCCACACCUGUUAUUUCAAAUUACUUUUCUAGAUUGUCAAGAAAGAAUCAAUAAAUUUUAACUUUCUUUCAUAUAAAAUUAUAUUGGGAAUGAAUUCCGCAGCUUGAUAACUAUGAAAUAAUAAUUUUUUGUCAUAAAAAUUGAAUAAGUUGUUUACCUCCAGUAAAAGUAGCCCCUUUUGAUAGUCGUACAUGUAAAUCACCCUGUAUAUGUUCAAAUAGCCAGUGCCUGUACUCAAGAGUCAGAAAUAAGCACGGUCUUCCCACUUUUAUAUGAAUAUUUUUGGAAGUAAGAAUCUGCCUUAAAAUUGAGAAAGAUGUGAAUUUUAAGUAGGUACCUAAAUCGCUGUAAUGACCAAUUGAAACAAAAAAUACAAUCCAUUUACUACACUCAUCAGUUUUAAUGUUUAAUAUUACUAAAAUCACUGUUUCAACAUCAUUACAAGUGCUCAGAGUUUUCCAGAUUUUAAUUACUUUUAAAACCCUUUCAAAACAUUCAGAAAUACCUUUAGUCUAGGGGAAAUGGAGGAGGGGGGUUUCGUGGCUGAUUGGGCUCCAUGAGAUUUUACAACAGAUUUUUAUGUAUUUUGACCCGUUAAAUCCGAAUCGUCAACAUGAUAAUUCAAAUUUUUGGGCAGGAAUAUUUUUAUUAAGAAUCUAAUUGGUCAAAUGCUUAUACCUAAGGAACUAAUAAAGAUAUACCUUUUUUCUAAAGCAUGUGUAAUGUAAUAUAUAAAGGAAAAGAUUCCUCUCAUUGGCUGUAUACCAUAAUAAAAAACUUACUAAGGAAGUAUAACGUCACUUGUAGGUAGAUGGUAUAUAAAUCUAUUAAAAUUGUUAUCUAAAAUGAUCCAAAUUGGAUUGAAGUGGGUACAUCUAUAGUACAAAAAACACACAAACGUUUUCGGACCAAUCAGUCCAUCA
Messenger RNA from Diabrotica virgifera virgifera (western corn rootworm), 10207 nucleotides. RefSeq lists its product as uncharacterized. The coding region runs from base 264 to 2900 and encodes 878 amino acids. The record is from RefSeq and is a predicted model, not a curated record. The transcript has 15 exons. NCBI's taxonomy places the organism in Eukaryota, Metazoa, Arthropoda, Insecta, Coleoptera, Chrysomelidae. Gene Ontology annotation, biological process: regulation of DNA repair; nucleotide-sugar metabolic process; ATP generation from poly-ADP-D-ribose. Gene Ontology annotation, cellular component: nucleus; cytoplasm. Gene Ontology annotation, molecular function: poly(ADP-ribose) glycohydrolase activity.